Molecule: messenger RNA, 14221 nt
Organism: Porites lobata
Lineage: Eukaryota; Metazoa; Cnidaria; Anthozoa; Scleractinia; Poritidae
Source: the annotation of a GenBank genome assembly
AUGAAAAAGUCAAUCAAACGCGAGAAAACUAAACCGUCCGCAGCCCUGGAUCUUUUUUGUGAUCUGCCAUCGCACUUUAAACGUUUCUUAAAUUUUUCAGAUGUUCGAAGUUUUCUGAGUUUGACAGUAAAGAAAGGCCACACUUCUCUGAAGCGCAAUGUACAAGGCUUGAAUUGGUUGGCCGAAAAUCACGCAAAAACUCUGGACGCGGUGCACACCGCAAAUGAUUUGGAAUCACGUGUACGGCAAACACCUGAUUCAAGUUCACUGUUUCCCUAGCCUGCGAACAGCAGACGCAUUUCUGGUCGUCGCUUUUUCGGAGGGAGAGAAGCGACGACCGGAAAUGCGUCUGCUGUUCGCAGGCUACGGUUUCCCAUAUUAAGAGAUGAAAAGAUAAAACGUGUACAAAAUAAUUCUUAUAGAUGAAGUAGAGAUUUAACUUCUUACUUUUAUGUAGUCGUAGUGAUCACUAAACAGCAAGUAAAGGAAAAACGUAAAUGUGAUUCUAAAUCUGUUUUUUAAAAAAGUUGUCAGUGAAAAUGGAGGUUGUCGUAGAGAGCUUCAUUUAGCCCGCAUUUCCACACCCACAAAUUUAAAAAAACCCAGUUCUUUCCUGUUCCUUAAUUCGUCAGCCGAACACAACAAAGUUUACAUUUGUUUAUCUAGCACAGCUUGAGUUCUCUCCAAAGAUUUCUUUUUGUUCUGUUUUGACUGAAUGUGUGAUCAGUUUGCGUGACCUUAUAGGUCAAUGACGACGUCAUAAUACACCUAAUGUAUUCACGUACAGGGAAUGUUAUUUAUAGUGUAUCAAGGAAAAAGAAAGAUGAAUACUUUUGUUGUCCAGAUCCUGUCCGUUUUUGUUCUUCUUUCGGGAGUAUCAGGUGAGAAAUAUCUUGAAAGAACGCAAGAUGAGAUUACAAACAUAAACAGCUAUCUGACUUAUUUGAGUGGUUAUGCGCUAUGGUAUUCCGUAUAGCGGUAGAAUCGAUGAUUUAUUCGAAUUAUAUCUCGCUAACAUUUCUUUCUUUUGGUACUGAUUGUUUCUUCAUUGCGAAAUAAGAUUUUGAAUAAUCUUCAGUUCGUUUCGGUCGACAGUACAUAUACUUUUCUAUGUUUUGCUUCUCUGUUGGAUCCGAUAUGUCAAAUUUGAGAGAUUGAGGAUAUGCAUCCAUUAGUAUUGACAUGUCAUACAGGUAAGCCGAAUUUUUAAAGACGACACGUUUUUGCUAAACAAUCUAGCUAUUCAUAAUCUCGUCAACAUUUACUUUAGUUUGUAAGCUUCAAUUCUCUACUUUGGCAUUAAAAAAUUGUUUGAAAAAGAACUUGAAAUGUAUACGAAAGCACAUUCAUUUUAGAUUCGACUUCCUUCAUCUUCACAAGUUCCUGUUUCGUCGGUUUCGUCUGUAAUCAUUCGUAGCAGAAUGUGCUAGAGAAUCGAGUUUUUGGGAUCAUUCCCCAUAAGCAAGUCCGUCCAUCCAAUGGAUGGAAGUGAUGUUCCUAUUUCUUUGCUUGCGUCGCUGUGUACUUAUGCAGAAAAAAUUCUAAAGCCAUUAAAACAACAAAGACUGAUAAUUGGAGGUGAAUUGGCAUCAGACAUUACAGCUUAUUUUGGACCCCAUGCAGUCCCGGGGGUGGGGGGUGGGGGGUGGGGUAGUGUGGGAGUUGCUCGUAAGGUCUCUCCUAAUUGGUCCGGCCUGGGUAACUGUUUAUCAAAACUUGACGAAACAAGUGUUAAUUUAUGGUUGUACAAUGUAGGCUAAAAGGGGCAUGUGAUGAUCAUUCAAUAGUCAAGCUAUACAAGUGAAUGUAGUUAGCAAUUCUGGUAACAUCAACGUUUUAAUUAUAGUGAGGAACAGCUGCCAUUAGUUUGUUCACGAUAAGCUUUUUUUCCAUUUUUUUUUUUUUUUGCCUUCUAUCUUGCAAACAACAAAAAAAGCUACAAUGCUCGAAAUUGAAAGGAACUUCAAAAAAAUUUUUUUUCCAAGAUUAGUUUAGAGAUAAAAAUAACCAGAUUUCAGGAAUAUUUACGGGCCCGUUUUUCGGAUCACAGACCAAAUUAGACUCCACUCUCAUUAUUUUUUGUGGGCUUCCUGUUAAUUAUAGGCUUUAGUUGAGUGAAGUUUCACGUUAAAACAAGUAUUUAGUAUCAUUCCCUCUUGUACUUUUAAUUACUUAUAACUUACAUUCUGACUAUGACCAGGUUUUACCUAAAAUCAUAGUUUUUAUCAUUGUUUUCCUUAUAACUUAACAGGUGUUAGACAUGGUGGUGACCAGGCCAACGAUACCUCUCCGGACAUUUCUAACGAGAAGUGUCCACUGCAAUUAAAUACUAAACUUCCCGGCGUGAAUUGUUCACUUCCCGACGACUACUUCUGUGGGCAGAUCACUUGCUCAGCUCUCUUCAGCCACUUGGAUAUCAAGUUGACCAUUGAAAUUUUCCAAAUAGAUGACUGGCCAAGUAAGCGGAUUUCGGCUUAUAUCAGUUUGUCUGUUCCUGACCGACUGACAUGGUCGCACUCAUUCUCGGAUGGAGAAACGUUUAAGGUUCCUGGGUUCCCCCUGAAAGUGGAAGGUUUUGAGGGAGCUGAUGUGUUUUUGCAUGUCUCCCUAAAGAAAGAAAAUCGCACCAUCUAUUUCAAGGUAAGCAUGACUGAGUAUAAGGGCGGUUUCCUGCGCGUUAGAAACUUUUCGUCGGGUGCGCGGGAUAUUUGGUAGUGAAAACGUUAUGUUGUAAACCCCUUUCCCACCCCCCCGCGAACAUAACUUCUUUAGCCCUGAUGCCCACCCCAAUGGUCACAAUUUCUACUCUUUCCCAAUCUUCUUCUUCAAUCGAAAUUUGCAGUCAUUUGAGUGAAGAGGGGUCAAAAAAGCCGUUUUGUGAGCCCGAGAAGCUCGAAAAUCACACCAACCAAGGAAAGAGAAAGGAAAAGAAAGGAAGAGCGAGGAGAAAGAAAGGAGCAAUGGUUGCACACUUAUAAACAUCGCAUUUCACAUCUGUCAAAUUUAAUUCAGGUGUUGAAUGCGUAGGAAGUUCGGCGUUUAACUGAAAUUAAAUUCGACAACGCGACUUCCGUCGCAUCUUCGACUGAGCCAGUCAAAUCUCGACAGAAGUUCAACCGUUGUCUUUUGAGCCGCAUCAAAUUUUUAAAUCAUGUUUGAUUCAUUAUAACCCAUAAUUCUCAAUUUUUUCCGAACUCUAUAAAAACUCGCUGAUGAUUCGACGUCGAAAAUGGCGGAGUAACUUAUUUAAGUAGAACCAAAUAGGUAUCAGACUUGGCAUAUGUGAAAUUGGACGUUUAAACCGGGCCUAAUGAGAUACUAUUUGCACAAUUAAACCUCCAAUUUAAACUCUAAAGUUUCUUGCAAAGUUCGUUAAAAAGUAGUUAUAACUAUUUAAAAAUUGUCCAAAAUAUGUAAAGAAAUCAACACUUCAAACAAUUCGAGUCAACAUUCUUUAAUUUACUUUAUUCUAGUAAUUCUAGCAUCUUCGGGAAUUAAACGUCAUCCCAUUCCAUUCCGAUAAUUCCUCGGGGAUCAUUUCGGGUCGCAUGUGAAAAAAUUUGGGGAUCAUUUGGGAUCGGGGAUCACUUCGGGUCGUGUUUAGGUCGAUUUUGGGGAUCAUUUGGGGUCGGGGAUCAUUUCGGGUCGCGUACAGAUCUAGAAUUUUCGUACCAUUUGUUGUAAAAUUUAUUGCUUGCCUGCCUCUCCUAGGAUUUUCGAACAUCUAAAAAAUGGUAUAACUGCCAUUUUUAACGGAUUUUUAUCCUGGAGAGGUCACCUAGAAUUUUCGGGAGCCUUUUCUCUGGCUGAAAUUUUCGAAAACGUAAGUUUUGAUCCCCAUCAUUUCGGAGGCUCGACUCUAGGUCCUCUCCAUGAUUUUUGCUCUAUGUGAACGACUUACCAAACUGUGUCGACAAACUUUCGAUGUGGAGCUUUGCUGAUGACACCAAUUUAUUUUACUCUGGCGACAACUUAAAACAGCUUGAAUUCAUAAUGAAUUGAGAGCUUAAACAAAUUUAUAAUUGCUGUGCUCUAAAUAAGUUAUCUAUUAACACUGCAAAGACCAAUUACAUGUUAGUCUCAUCAUCUACGUUCCACUCAAAGUUAAAUAUCACUGGCAUUGAACAGAAAGAUUAAAGUAUAAAGUACUUGCACACACUUAAAAUUAAAGUGUAACAACACUUAAAAUUAAAGUGUAACAUUACUCCAAAAAAAAGUGUAAAAUCUUUGCCAGCCCCGGCAGCCUUUUUUUUCUGUGUAUUAUUACACAGUUUAUAUUAGUGUAAUUUAACACACAACUAGAGGUUAUGUUUACACACCAAUCAGUGUAAUGUGAGUGGUUUACACUUUGGUCAAGUGUAAAAUUGCAGUUCUUAUAAGUGUAAUAAAAUACUAAUAGAACAGUAAUAUUACACCGAAUGAUAGUGUAGUAGCUUUGCCAGCCCCGGCAGCCUUUUUUUUGUGUGUAUUAUAACACAUUUUAUAAUAGUGUAAUUUAACACCCAACUAGAGGUUAUAUUUACACACCAAUCAGUGUAAUGUGAGUGGCUUACACUUUUGUCAAGUGUAAAAUUGCAGUUCUUAUAAGUGUAAUAAAAUACUAAUAGAACAGUAAUAUUACACCAAAUGAUAGUGUAGUAGCUUUGCCAGCCCCGGCAGCCUUUUUUUUGUGUGUAUUAUUACACAUUGUCCAAUAGUGUAAUUUGACACGCAACCAGAAGGUUCAUUUACACACCAAACAGUGUAACUGUGAAUGGUUUACACCUUGGUCAAGUGUAAAAUUGCACUUCCCAUAGGGGUAAUAAAACAUUAACAGAAAAGUAAUAUUACAUCAAUUUAUAGUAUUAGGCAAAAAAAUUACGCAUUUGAAAAAUAUAGGAAAUCACAUUUUUAAUCACUGAAUAAUCAGCUAGACUUCUAACAAAUAAGUAAAAAUGAAAGGUCAAGUGUGCAAGCCAUGGUGUGUACUGUCUAACUGCUUAGGAGUGAUGCGUACUGUCCUAUCACAAAUCAGUGCUUAGGGCAGAGCCGGAGGAGGUUCAAUGUUUGAGCUGCAAGGUGGUACCCGGGAAAGAUAGUUAGCAGGACCUCUUCCUCUCCAAUUAUUAGUAUUUUUACAGUCAUGUUGUAAUGCCUUUCCCACAGUAAAAAUGGAUGGCAGUGCAUCUGUUUUGUUUCCUCUAGAUAUUGUCCUCUUGUGGCUGCAACCUGCGUGACAAAUGAAAUUGAAAAAAAAAAAAAGACUUGUUUUAGUCGAUAUUAAAGUGUUCUUAAUUUAUUGUAUCGGUCAUGAGGGUUGAAAAUAGGACCGAGUGUUUUAGAGUUCCUUCUAAUUGAACUAACACAAUAAUGCUCUCUUGACCAACAUGGUUAAGGUAAACUACUUAAAUUAAAUUUCAUUCACAAAAUAAUCACAUAUUAGGUUUAAGAUGUAAAAAGGUUUUUUCUCUAGAGUCUUAGCAAUCAAGUACAUUUUUCCUCCUCUACAAAACAAAACACAGCUUCAGAUAUUCAAUUCAGAUAUCAAAUCACAAAUUAAAAUAACUCAAAACAUGUGUUAUUCCAAUCCAUGACCCCCAGUAACACUAUAGGCGGGCCAAACCACCUGACUGAGUCAUUAGUCAAAGGCGGGCAUGAAAAUUACCACCUUGCAUAUAUAACUACCUGGCCGGUGGACCAGAGCCAUGAUGAAAACAAACCACACUAUUAGACUUUAUAACUUGGUAUGGAAACAAAAGCUUGACUGGUAUACAAUUCAGAUAUCCGAUCACAAAAUUACUCAAAAAACAUGUUUUAUUCCAAUCAAUGACCCCCAGUAACAGGCGGGCAAAACCACCUGACUGAGUCGUUAGUCAAAGGCGGGCAUAACCACCUUACAUAACUGCCUGGUCGGAGGACCAGGGCCAUGAUGAAAACAAAACACACCAUUAGACUUUAUAACUUGGUAUCGAAACAAAAGCUUCACUGGUAUACAAUUCAGAUAUCCGAUCACAAAAUUACUCAAAAAACAUGUUUUAUUCCAAUCCAUGACCCCCAGUAACAGGCGGGCAAAACCACCUGACUGAGUCGUUAGUCAAAGGCGGGCAUAACCACCUUACAUAACUGCCUGGUCGGAGGACCAGGGCCAUAAUGAAAACAAAACACACUAUAAGACUUUAUAACUUGGUAUCGAAACAAAAGCUUCACUAUACAAUUCAGAUAUCCGAUCACAAAAUUACUCAAAAAACAUGUUUUAGUCCAAUCAAUGACCCCCAGUAACAGGCGGGCAAAACCACCUGACUGAGUCGUUAGUCAAAGGCGGCAUAAUCACCUUACAUAACUGCCUGGCCGGAGGACCAGGGCCAUGAUGAAAACAAAACACACUAUAAGAUUAUUUUUAUAACUUGGUAUCAAAACGAAAGCUUCACUAUACAAUAUUAUUCAGAUAUCCGAUCACAAAAUUACUCAAAAAACAUGUUUUAGUCCAAUCCAUGACCCCCAGUAACAGGCGGGCAAAACCACCUGACUGAGUCGUUAGUCAAAGGCGGACAAAACCACCUUACAUAACUGCCUGGCGGGUGGACCAGGGCCAUGAUGAAAACAAAACACAGCUAUACCACUUUAUAACUUGGUAUUGAAACGAAAGCUUCAGAUUCAAUUCAGAUAUCUGAUCACAAAAUUACUCGAAAAACACGUUUUAUUCCAAUCCAUGAGUCCCCUGGAAACAAGCAGGCAAAACCACCUCACAUAACCACCUGGCCGGUGGACCAGGGCCAUGAUGAAAACAAAACACAGGUAAAGUAAUGAAAAUGAUAUUAAGCCUUUUACGCCUCGUGCAAUUACAGGUUUUUGUAUGCGAAAUCACAUAUAAAAAUUAGACAAGCUUAAUAUAUUUUUCUGGUUUGGAUUUAUCUCUAUUCUACAUAUCAAAUACAAGUCGAUGUACAGGUCCGGUACGAAUAGCCACUAGGUAUAAUGUAAGAAAAAUAAAUAAAGAUAACUUACAUUAUAUCAACAUUUGGGAUCAAAAGGUGCAAAAUUCUGUGUUUUUUGAAGCAUUUCUACCGAUCAUUUGAAUAGUAAAUGUAUGGAAUCAAAUGUCGCGCGUGACAUCACGAUCCCCCGAACAGUUCGGGUGGUACGCUUGUAAUACACGUCUUUUGUUUGCAAAGAGCAAAACCACUCGAAUUAAAAAGUAAUUAAAUUCGCUAUAAAUAUUUAAGCUUCAAUUUGUGUCUGCAAAAACAACAAGGUGAUACAAUGCAGUCUUCGCUGUUGAUGUCAUGUCACGCGACCUUUUGGCGGUUAAAAGCAAACGAACAACCAACGGCAAUAUUCACAAAACAUUUCAGUCAGCUUAUAUCCAGUAUUUAUAUUUCUAAUGUUAGUCGUAGAUAUCUGUCUCCUCUCAGGCUAUUCUCCUAACAAGCCUAAACAAAAAUUUGAGGCGAAAUAGCGAGGUUAUCGAGAUUUCAAAGCUAAACACCAAACAAUGCGCUUUUGAUAUCGCAUCGCGCUCUCCCACAGUAGGAAAACCGCUCAAGGUGUUGCAGUACGGUAAAACAAUACUUCAGAAGCCUCAAGAAAUCUAGGGCCAGACUAUAGCUUUAACAUAAAACUCAGAAAUUACGGAAAGUAUACUCACCUCGAAAUGCGAAAUGCGCCGUCGUAAUCUUUGAACAUGUUUGAAUGCAUGGUUUUUGCUCUCUUCUUAGCAGUCAUUUGGAGCCUCCAUCAUCCUUGGCUCUAACAAUCGGCCCUACAUCCUUGUUAACUUGAAAUCAAUGAAGACUUUGAGUUAAAAUCUUCAAAUUUACGGCGCUUAAUUUUAGUACAACCUUCGUGGAGGACGGUUGGAACAAAAGAUGAAUACAAACGGUAUUCAAGUGUCUUUAUCGGCAACAUCAUCGAUCCUGAUUGCACGAAAAUUCGCGCCCUGUCACUUAAGCUCCUGGUCACGGACUAAUGAUACGUGAUCUUUGGAUCUGCUGCGGCUUUUGACUCAGUCACGUAAUUUAUGUUGCUGUAAAUUUCCUCUUCGAGAACACGCGGAAAAGGAACAUGGUCUGAAUUAAAUCGAUAGUACGAAUACAAUGGACAAUGAAGAAAAAAAAAGAAAAGAAAAGAAGAAGAAGAAAGAAAACAUAGUGUUACAUUUCUCAGGAAAGAUAGAAACCCGCACAAAUGACAGUCCUGUCACUGGAGUGAUGCAUGUUAGCGGUUUAGGUCAUUUCAUUAAUUUAGCUAAAACACCUUGCAAUUUACACAUGUAUACAAAUGCAGUUGCGUGAAUUUCGUACGAUAUAUCUGAAAUGAGACCUUAGACUGCAGCUGAAGUAUAUACCUGCUACAUGUACAACUAGCGGCUCAGAUAACUUAUUCACGCGAUGAAGAUUUUCUUGCUUCGAUACCUUUUUUUUUAAAAAGAGAGUGGGUGUUUUAUUCUAUAAACGUAUAAGUGCACAUGUGAGUGCAUAAUUACCUCCGCUGUGGUAUACAUUUACUCUGUAAGUAAAUGUUAAAAAUACCUAUUGUUUCAGCCUAAACGUGGUGUAAAAAUACUCAAAAUAACGAGUAUCACUACACCAUAAUUUCUGUGUAGUGUUUUACACCAUAAAAAGUGUCACUUUAUAAUUUUUCUUUUCUAACAAUACACUUCAAUUUUAACACUUUUAGUUGGUGUUAAAGUACCCGAAAAAACGAGUAACAGAACACUACAAAUUGUGUAAUAUUACUCUGUGUUAUUAGUAUACUCUAACACCGAUAGGUGUGUUUAAUUCUAUAAGUUUAUUAGUGUAAAAUUACCUUUACUAUGGUAUACAUUUACGCUGUAAAAACGGGUAAAAUGUACACCGUGCCCUGCGUGUAAUGUUACAAUAAAAAAAAAUUGUAAAAGUAUACCUUUAACUGUGUAAUAUUAUCAUGUUAAGAGUUCCAGCUCUUCUACACUAAAGUUUGCGUAAAAUUACCCGACAUAAAGCGUAACACAACACUGAAAAUUCUGUGUAACGCUUUACUCGUUAAAAAGUGUAAUAUUACAAAUUUUCCUUUGUCACAUUACACUUUAAUUUUAAGUGUGACUAUGGUACAUAAAGUACUUGGGAGUUUAUAUAGAUAAACAUCUCAAUUGGCAACCUCAUAUACAACACGUAAAUAAUAAAUUAGCUAAAAAUUUAGGAAUCCUUUCAAAACUAAGAUGUUACAUAGAUCUGAAUAUACUGAAACAAAUUUAUUAUGCUUUAAUGUAUCCUUAUUUGCGUUACGGUAAUUUUGCUUGGGGAUGUGCCACCAAAACCAGAUUAGAUUGUCUUCGUAUUAAGCAUAACAAAUGUCUCCGCACCAUCUUCUUUGUACAUCCUAGAGAGAGUGCUGCUCACUAUUUCAAAAUCCUAACAAUCCUUAAAUUAGAUAAUAUAUAUAAAUUAAAAAUAUGUUGCUAUAUACAUAGAAUGCGAAAUGAAACUGAUAGCAUUCCAGAUAUUUUCCUUGAUGUCCUGACCCCAGCAUCGCGUAUACACAAUCAUAAUACAAGAUUUGUCAGUAAUCUGAAUUAUUUUAGACCAAGAGUAUCCACCAACUUAGGUAAGACGUCCUUUAAAUCCUCCGCUCCAAAACUUUGGGAGACUGUACCGCCUGGUCUCAAGUGUCUGUUGUAUCAUAAGUUUAAGAAAGAAUGGAAGUCCUAUCUCCUAAGCAACUAAAUCUGACCUUGCUUAUAUGUUCUAUCACUGACAUUUUCUGAGAUUUUAUUCCUCUCUUUACUGCGGCCGAUUAUUUGAACGUGAGGGUGUCCAACAAGAAAGCUCUUGCUACUUUGGACACUGUACAGACAAGUGAACUUAAUGUCUUUUAGUUAAUUAUUAUUUGUCAGCUAGUUUAUUUUCCUAUCUACGUACACUUAUGUAAAUAUCUUAUAUAGUGUGAAAUAAAGAAUUGAAUUGAAUUGGAUUACUAGACUUUCAGCUAGGAAAUCUGAACAGGUGAAAAAUUUUUAGGGGAUAAAAAUAUGCCUAUAUCUGCCGUUUAAAUACUAAAAUACGUUCAACAAUGCUAUGUUUAAGUGGUUUUGAACUAUAUUCUCGUUGGGUGCCCCUUAACUUUGUCAGUGAAUCAAAGGAAUGUGUAUUGCGAAGAGGGAAGAAGCUGGAAAAUAAUAUAUCAGGCUGACAACUUAUGAUCAUGAGUGAUCCGUUUCUUUUUCUCUUUACUUUUCUGUUAAGUUUUUAUUCCACUGUUAUUUUGAUCAGGUUGACUUGCACGCUAGUAACCCCACAACAGAGGCAACAUACAGCACAACCAUCUUUGCGGGAAAAACGCCAGACGAUGCCAUUCCAACCACGGUAGUUUGCCGUUUUGGUCCCUUUGAUGGUAAGUACAGUCGACUCCAGAUAACUCGAAUCCUCGCUAACUCGAACCUCGCACUAACUCGAUCCAAAAUCGAUUUCCCCUGGAUUUCCUUCAUACAUUUACUGUCGUUUUACCCUCGGUAACUCGAACCCUCGAUAACUCGAACCCUCGAUAACUCGAACCUCCCGCUAACUCGAAGUAAUUUUUGUUUUCUAUACCAGUAAUAGUUGACACUACAGCUGCCCCCGCUCUGUAUAUAUCUGUAUAUCUCUUCUUAUGAAUUCUUCUGAUUAUUUAAUUAACUGUCAAUUAGUUUCAUUUAUCUUGCAAUGCUUUGAAUUAAGAACCAAAUUAAUAUCAAUGAAUGAAUGAAUGAGAACUGUAACGUUUUGUAAUCUUUUGCACGUACUAAUUAGUUGAAUUAGUACUUAAAUUUAGACUAAUAACUUUUGCAAUACUGUAAUUCCUUUAUGGUCACGCAAAUAAAGCUUUUGGUGUUGUUGUUGUUGUAUAUUGUCGGUCAAUAGUAUUCUUGCUCGUUGUGUAGCUCUUUGAAAUAUACUGAUUCAUAAUGAAGAUUUUCACACAUAUUCCAUACAAUAGGUGAGAUAAAUACAGGAAACGCAAGGUUCCAUGCACAGUUACAGUUCGAUUUACACAGCUUCGAUCAAACAUUCUCAGUUUCGAGAAUAGUUUAUUCUAAACCAUAAGGAAAUAUUUAAUAAGAAGUUGAAUUUUUCGCUAUUUCUUUUCCACUUUUUACAUUCAGUUCAUUUUAUUUGCGCGCCGGAAAGGCCAUGUCCAUAAAACGUUUCUUUUCUCAUCGCCCUCCCUCUCGUGAAGGUGGGUCGGUCGGUCGGGCAAAAAAAAAAAUAAAAAUAAGAAUGAACGCAUGAUUGCAUAUUGAAUCUCACGUUUAGUCUGCAAGAUAUAAUCACAUGGUAAAAUAUGUAUAUUAACAGGACUAUCAGAUGUCUAGAUAGGCUACAAAAACGAAGUAUCGAUGAUAAUUUAAGACAAUUGGUGUUAAUAAGGCAAGAUCGUGUGCUUGUAAAUUUUAAAAAGUACUUGCUUCUUUACAAGUGAUUCUGGAAUUUUUUUUUCUUUUUUACUUUUCCAAAAAAAUGGGUCGGUCGGGCGAUGGGAAACGAAACAUUUUAUAGCAAUGGCCAAAGUAAGCCUUAGAAAUUAAAAGGACGUUUGAUCAACUACGCUCGCGCAUUCUAACGGAAGGAAAUCUGUGAGCAGGGAAUACUGGUCAGCACAGAAUUUGAUUGUCGGCGAAUUUCUGUAAUCGUCCAUCGUUCUGCUAGUGAUAAGCUAGGAGUUGUUCACUCGUCGCCGGCUUGUUUGGGGCUGAGUCUUAAUCCGGUCAAAGAGAGAAAAAGAGUGUCUGGCAAGGUUUCCAAUCAAAGAUUUGUGAACUCGUGUCUGACAAACUCUGCAAGUGUUUAUAUAUACACAGUUAUACGCACCUUAUAACUUGAUCUGCGCUUAACGAGUGUCUUUUGGUCCAUAACUUUCAAAACAACUGCUCCACAGUAUGUCACUGAUAACACGUAACCGCGCAAAAGAGUAUAGAAGUAUUUGACUGCACAAUAAAUGUCACAAAAUCUACCUAAGCGGUCCCUUCGAGAUUUUCUGUCUUAACGUCAUCCUAGUAGCCAUUUCGUACUUGCGGCCUCUGUUCAAGCAAAUCGAUAUUUUUCCUGGCAUACUGACUGUACAGUAAAAACCCACGAGUAAGAACCUGCAUUUUCCAGCGUUAGCCUAAACAGGUUCUUACAUAAAUGAUAGUUAACAUAAAUUUAGGCUAUCUAGGUUCUUAAUAGGUUCUUAAUUUCUUGCAAAAAAAUAUGUCGUUGCUAAGAAGAUUUAAGUGAUCAGCACCCUUAAAUUUACAUACCUAACAUUAGAAUUGACAUGUAGCAACUACUCAUCCAGAUUGAUCAUACAUUUAUUAUACCAUUUCUCUUUAAGUAAAUAUUUUUAAAUGAUUUUUGAAAAUAAGAACCUUUCUCCAAAUUUUAGGCUUAAGAGGUCCUUAUGUAGAGGGGGUCUAAAUUGCAAAUUUUAGCCUAACAGGUUCUUAAAUCUUAGGUUCUUACUCGUGGGUUUUUAAUGCAUAUUUCAACUGUACGUACAUUCCUUAAUAUACGCGCGAGUUACUAGAGUGUCUCAUCGGGAUUUCCCCCUCUGGUCGAAAUCCCUGCGGAGACAAUAAAUUUACCCUUGAUAACUCGAACCAUGUUUUGAGCCCUUAUAAAGUCGGGAAAAAAAAACAGUGUACUGACGUCCGAAACAUUGAAUUUUGAAUUUUCCAAUGACGAGUACAUGUUGUAGGCAUAUAGCUUACAAGUGGAGGUUAAUGUUGUUUGUCACAACUGAUCUUACCGGAAACAGCUUCGCUUCUCAAAACAGUUAAACGCAUGCUCCAUUUGCGCUCUGUUUUGUCAUGUUACGUUCUGAUUUAUAGUCUAGAAGCAUCGUUCCAUUUUUACUUCAGUGAUAUUUCUACAGUGAAAUGUGAUUAAAAUGUUCACUACAGUAAAAACUGGUUUCUCCCUUACUUCCGGCUAUUUGUUUCGAGCUCCCGAUAACUCGAACUUUUUUCGAUUUCCCUUGAAGGUUCGAGUUAUCGGGAAUCGACUGUAUGAUGUAACUAGAUGUACUAAUGAGCAUCUUCAAAACUAUAAAAGCACAGGUGAUUAGUCAUGAAUUAGUGCUUUCAAGUGGAGUUUUAAUGCAGCUAAUUAUGUACGGCUGUACAGUCAACUCUCUCUAAGACGGACACCUUUGGGACCGGCACUAGCUGUCCGUCUUAAAGAGAUGUCCGUCUCGUAGAAAGUCAAAUAGAGGGAGCAAAGAAAGGCAGGAACCAACUCUAGGUGUCCGUUUUACAGAGGUGUCCGUCUUAAAGAGAUGUCCGUCUUAUAGAAAGUCAAAUAGAGGGAGCUAAUUAAAGCAGGGGCCAACUCUAGGUGUCCGUUUUACAGAUUUGUCCCUCUUAUAGAGGUGUCCGUUAAGAGAGAGUCGACUGUAUACAGCUUCACAACUUGACGCAAAAUGGAACGAUCACGGAUCAUUUCAAAGAAGCAUCGUGAAAAGGCUCAGUAUAAAGCGUCAGCAUUGAAUUCACGUUACUUUGUCAGUGACUUGUGGUAUGUUUGAUUUUCCCGCGCUCGGUCAUGGCACUCGCGGAACGAAUUUUAAAAACAGGUUCUAUUAGUUUAUUGCCGUAUGAUAAGGCCAGAUAUUUUUAGGCCAUAAUCAAACUAUACCCGGAUAUCUUUUCGUGCCGGCACGAAAACCUAGUAUAAACACCUAUCUGGUAUGUGACUUUUCAUUUUCGAAAUCGACGCAGCACAGCUUCGUUUCGUUACAGAAAUCGCGCCGAGCUGAUCACCGUUGUUAUGUGUGAACAGAAGCCAUAUCCCGGCGGUAUGGUUUUCGUGCCGGAGCUAAAGACUAUUUGGUACAUAGCCUUCAUGUGAAAUUCUCCUUUAUGGCUGACAAUGCCUUUGGCGUUUGUGCCAUCCGCUUAUGCAGGGCGCAGGUAUUGCCAACAAAAUACAGAAACAUCAAAAAUACUCCACCAUCACGGAGCUCAGUCAGAAGAAAACAGGACAUUGUAUAUUGCUAAAACUUUCCUUUAAUUUGAUACCUUUCUUCUUUUCCGCUUCAUACAGAUAAAUCAGAUUUUUCCAAGGUUCUGAUUGCUAUGGCAGUUUGUGCACUGGUAUUUUUCCUAAUCGUUAUCGCCACCUUUUACUACUUGUGCAAGAAGAAAAAGGUAACCGCUGGCCAAGUGAAACCUUCCAAGCCUCCUUCCUAUGAAGAGGCUACUUCGAUCAAGAACAAGGUUCCAUUGCAGCCACUGAUCAAUGAAGUGUAG